AUGGACCGGGAUCCCGGGGGUAUCUUUCGCGGCGACAGUGAUGAGGAUGAAGGCAGCCUCGAUGAGAGAUUGGCGAACAAGGAGAUGGUUGUUUACCUCAUAGACGCCUCGCCCAAGAUGUUGGCGCUUGCCCAGCCGGAUAAAAAUCAGGAGACUCAUUUUCAUACCACAGUGAACCACAUCACGCAGUCCAUGAAGACACAGAAAAUCAAGAGGCCGCUUGACGAAGUUGCAAUAUGUUUCUUUAACACCAAAGAAAAGAGAAAUUUACAGGAUCUGGCUGGCGUAUAUGUUUACAAUGCCACAGAAAGAGAUUCUCUCGAUAGGCCUAAUGAAGGAUUGAUUACCGAGUUUUCUUGCAUAGAAGAUUCUUUUAUGAACAACAUUGGAAGUCAAUAUGGAAUGACCUCUGGAUCUAAGGAAAAUGCCCUGUACAAUGCUCUUUGGGUUGCACAGGCACUACUGUGCAAAGGAUCUCUGAGGACUCUGAGUAAGAGAAUUCUCAUAUUCACCAACCAGGAUGAUCCUUUUAUUGGCAUUACAGGAGCAGCAAAGACUGAUAUGAUUAGGAGAACGAUUCAAUAUGGAAAAGAUGCACGAGCUCUUGGCCUGUCUAUCGAACUUCCAUUGAGCAAGUCUGAUGAGAAUUUCAACAUGUCCCUGUUUUAUGCGGAUUUGAUUGGUCUGGACGAGGAUGAAAUAGUGCCAUAUAUGCCAUCUUCUGGAUGGCUGCUGACAACAAGAUGCAUUUCCUGA
This is a messenger RNA of Triticum turgidum subsp. durum (durum wheat), 756 nucleotides long. The record is from the annotation of a GenBank genome assembly. NCBI's taxonomy places the organism in Eukaryota, Viridiplantae, Streptophyta, Magnoliopsida, Poales, Poaceae.